AUGCCUUCUUGCCUCGGCUCAUGCUUGUGUUCUACAUUUACGUCGUUUUUUGGGAAUAAUGACGGAAAGAGCAGAAUCCAAUACAGAAAAUUGUAUGGCACAUUGGGCUCAUCCACUUGCCCAUUUAGCGGAAAGCAACAACAACAAUGUGGAGCUUUACCAUUCGGAAGAGAAAUUUUGAACGUUGAUAUCAGCAAUGGAGCAAAAUCACUUAACGAUUUAGAAAUCAUUGAGUUGCGAAGAGCACUUGUUGAACAUCACAUCCUGUUGUUUAGAUGCUCCAAACCACUCUCACCUACAGAACAAACUCAAUUUUGUGAAAGAUUAUUUGGAGAGACUUCUAGAUAUCCAUACCCUGUCAACAAUCAAGAGAUGUUGUGGAAUCAAGAACUGGACACAUACAUUCCAGGUCAUCCUGACAUUUGGAAAGUAGUUUCUACAGACUACACAGUUGCCAAUCAACGAGUUCUAUCUAAAUGUGCAUUGAUUUCUUCAUGUCCAUCAUCACCUCAACCUUCAACUAAUAAUAGCAGCUCUUCAACACAAAGUAUCCAUAGCUCACCUCAAAAAGCUUCAUAUCCGCAAUCUCCUCAACAGUACAACAUGCCAUGUCAGCAACUGCAACAAACACCUUAUUCUCCUUCUAUAAACAUGCAAUCAUCGUCACCGCAGUAUCAUCAAUACAACUAUCAACAGUACGGUCAAAACUCUCCUUAUAAUGCACAACAAUACAACUAUACCAGUCAACAACAACCACAGUACCAACAAUAUAAUUCCUAUGGCAAUCAAUCUUCUCUAACGCCAUACUACCAACCUCAACAAAGUCCCUAUUCUCCUUUAAUGAAAUACGAGACUCCUAGAUCAUUCUCACCAAUUUCUUCUUCCUCUCAACCUCAACAAUCCACCACUACCUAUAACAUUGAUAAGCCCACAUUUGCUGCUGGUAACUUCUUUUACUGGAAUUGUGAUGGAGCUUAUAGACAUGAGAUUUGUCCUACACCUGUGACCGUUUGGAAUGCUGCUUUGUCCAACAGAGAUGAUGAAAUACUCUUCACUGAUUUGCAAUUAGCUUAUGAGCGAUUAGAUGAAGCAGUUAAACAAAAGACAAGCAAGGUGUUCAGCAUUAUCAAAGGACCCAACAGCUCUUCAGUUCAGCCACUUGUUAGAAAACAUCCAGUUACAGGCAAAAAAGGAUUAUAUUUACAUACAGGUCUUCUUUCUGGGUUUUUAGUGUCCACGGAUGAAUGCAAUCAAUCCUCGACAGAACAGUGCCCAACUGAAAUUAACAACACCAUCAAUUUACCAGAAACCAAAAUCAAAACAAUGGGUUGCUCAUGUUGCAAACAGCUUAAUCAAUGUCUUAUUAACCAUUUGGAUAAUGGUCCAGUUUUCAGGCUUAAGUGGAAAACUGGUGACAUUGUUGUUUGUGACAACAUGGCUGUGGCAUUUCGAGGAGUGCACAAGCCACAUAUUCAACAAGGACAAAACACAAUAUUGUACAAAACAGCAAUUGACACUCAUGACAUUUUUUGGCUACGAGACGCCGAACUCUAUAAACAAUGCUAA
Molecule: messenger RNA, 1566 nt
Organism: Naegleria lovaniensis
Lineage: Eukaryota; Heterolobosea; Eutetramitea; Acrasida; Naegleriidae
Exons: 1
Coding region: 1-1566 (521 amino acids)
Source: RefSeq, a predicted model, not a curated record